UUUAAGUAUGUAGUUCUAGAUUUUGCCGACAAAGUUAAAAGAGCCUUGCUGUCUCUUGUAAAUGAAAACUACGCAAAGAUGGGUCGUAUGCACGCACCAGGAAAAGGUAUAUCGCAAUCAGCGCUACCUUACAGACGUAGCGUCCCUACGUGGCUGAAGUUAACUCCAGAGGACUGUAAGGAAUUAAUUUAUAAAUUAGCUAAAAAAGGGCACACUCCGUCACAAAUUGGUGUAAUUCUUCGAGAUUCCCAUGGAGUUGCACAAGUGCGUUUCCGUACUGGAAAUAAAAUUCUGAGGAUUGUCAAAAGUAUGGGUCUCGCACCAGAUUUACCUGAAGAUUUAUAUUAUUUGAUUAAAAAAGCAGUAGCCAUCAGAAAACACUUAGAGAGGAAUCGAAAAGAUAAGGACAGUAAAUUUAGAUUAAUUCUUGUGGAGUCUAGAAUUCAUAGACUCGCACGUUAUUAUAAGUCAAAAGGAACUCUUCCAGCAAACUGGAAAUACGAAAGUUCCACAGCCAGCGCAUUAGUUGCGUAAUUAUUUUUAUGCAUCUUUUAACAAAAUAAAGCUUCAAAUAUAAAUUAU
Frieseomelitta varia is the source of this 582-nucleotide messenger RNA. It is a transcript of the gene RpS13, whose product is annotated as 40S ribosomal protein S13. Gene Ontology annotation, biological process: translation. The transcript has 3 exons. The coding region runs from base 79 to 534 and encodes 151 amino acids. Lineage: Eukaryota; Metazoa; Arthropoda; Insecta; Hymenoptera; Apidae. Gene Ontology annotation, cellular component: ribosome; nucleolus; cytosolic small ribosomal subunit. Gene Ontology annotation, molecular function: structural constituent of ribosome; small ribosomal subunit rRNA binding. The record is from RefSeq and is a predicted model, not a curated record.